AUGGCUACGGCGUUUGACCUAAUGAACGGGCAUCUGCUCAGUCUUCAAACCCGCCCACGCCGUAGCAAAGACGCGAAACUCGAUGCCGACACGAAAAACUCCCAAAACAGUCCAGCUGAACUAGCAAUUCGCUCAGAAAGCACUAACUGUGGAGCUGACACGUCUGUACCCUCACCACGAUCUAAGACCACGCCUACAAAGCUCCCCAUACUCAAGCUUAACACGGAUAAGGAUCGCAGGGAGCAAAAGGACACUGCCGCGCAAGGCAACCAGAAAGGAAGUGAAGGUUCACCUGGAUACGAGUCGCCCAAGUCCCUUAAUCAAGACCGCGAACGGUAUUGGCGAAAAGUAAGGGAUAGGGUUGAUAAAGAUACCCUGUCGCCGCAUGAUAACGGAAAACAGAAGACAUCUCAUAAAGGAGCAUAUCGAAAGAUUAUCUCAUUAGCAAACUCCUCACGGCAAGAAUUGGCGAAGCAUAGGUGGAAGUAUUCUGGCGGCUCUUCGGGCGAGAAAUUAUGCACACCAGAGACUAGUUCUGAAGUGAAGGUGGACAAUUCCCAGGCUGAACAGAAAGAUGGCUCCAGAGACAGCCCUUUGACCGAAGGAGGUCAAUGUGCGGAGUGGAAAGGCCGAAUGAACAGCAGCCACUCAGCAAGCUCGAAUGGAAGCGGCGCAUCCAGUGAAAAGUACAAGACAGGCAGUACUACUACCGACUCAUCUUACAAUUCGAAUUCAUCUGUAUCUCCAAUAUCCGGUCCGUCCUCCUCGAUAAGGGACUGGGAAGAUAGAUUUGUCGUCCAUAUGCCGUCGGCACGGGAGCCCAAUCCUCCAACCCUAAACGUGCGCCAAAUUGCCCAAUAUCAAAGGAGCAUCGAGAAAGUACAGAAGGAAGGCGGAUCAAUGGUUGAUCCCGACACCCUGCCUAGUCCACGUGAAGGGUCACCAGAGGAGCAACAAAAACUUCCUGGACAUUCCCGCAAACGCCCAGCGAUGCUGGAUGGUCAGGAUUCGAGGACAUCUUCCUCGGACCAGGACGCCGAUAGUGAAUUGGUAUUCAAUCCUAAUCACCCCCGUUAUUAUUGUCCAGAUGAAAUUGGCAAGAGAUUCAGCACAAUCUGGGAAGAAUCAUCCUCCAGCCCCAAACAGAAGCCACCGCAUACAAAUCCGGAUGGUUCUUUUUUAGGGUGCAAAGAGAUCAAUGGACCGCACGACCGGAAUCCCGACGAAAUCCUAUACUUCUCGACACCAGAACGCCCCAAAGUCGUGAAUAUCCCUCCUUCACGCAUGCCCCGGGUGUCGAAAGAGUCGAGGCCGGCCGUGAUGCGCCGCGGGAAGAUAUCAAAAGGGGAGUCAAAACUCGUUCUAGAAGAGUGGGAACCAAUUUCUCGGAAUUUGAAGCAUGCCCAAUGCUCGAAGCCAUCCCCAAGCCUUCUGUGUCGGGAGGCACAGUGUCAGCGAUUGAUGACAAAGAAGUCUACUGCCCUGGAAGGGAAAGACGAACCAGAUUCUACCGAGAAACUGGCCGGAUCAGAGAACCACAAACCGAACUCAAGGGCGGACGAUGUAUUCAUUAUCACACCCACUAUAACACGUACUAUGGUGAGCAUGACGGACCUCAGAUGUCACCUACCGAAACCUUCCGGCAUCAGGGAGCCUGUUGCUCGCAGCGCAGGCGAACUCAUCACCGCCAGGGCAAGGCUCCCGACAAACACCAAACCGCUUGUCUCGCCUUCAGGCCUACGUCGGGCGAGUCAAAAUUCAUGGGAAAAGUCAAACGCGCAAUCCACAGUGCAUUCAGACCCGGCACACGCCACGAAUAUCCCCGGCGGAAGACAACGAAUAGACAUAAGGGUCACCGCCGCAGAAAAACCCGUCCCCGUAGACAAACCUCGGGGUAUGCGUGGGUUCAUCCGUACGCCAGGGAUCCCAAGGUCAUCAACCGAGACGCGCAUCGAGCAGCCCAGAAAUAAAACAUCGGAAAUUGCCGCCAAAAGCCCACCAACGAAAAGAGUAGUAUAUACGCCACCUAGAAAAUCGACUCCAUAUCAUCCAGAAGCGGAGAACUCACAAUCAGAAAAUGAAGCAGUUUCGCCUGCCAGCAAGAAGAGCGGAUCGCAGACCCACGAAGCAAUGAUGCAAGCGAAGAUUUUCGACGUUGCCGAGUUAGAUGGGCACCAACUAAAUGAUCAUGGGGACAACAUUGCCAAACCUUCGCUUUCAAAUCGUAGCCUAAAAGACAAGGAAACAAGGCCUGAGUCCAAGGAAAGGAUGAGUUCCGAAAGUCUUCAUAUGUUCAUCGACAUGAUCUUUCUCUUCGUCUCUCAGGUGCAACGUUUCUGUAGUCAGUUGAAAGCGAACCGUGGCUCGAAGUUUGUUUUGUUCAAGUUGUUCGUGAACAGCAUAUUGGGGAUGCUUGAGCACUGUCUGCACGUUCUUCGGGAUGGCCUAGCCGUCAUAUCUGCAUACAAUGCUACAGGAGCGUGGCCCAAAACAAACGACAAGGAUCUUACGUUGUUGUUCACCGAUCUUGGCCAAGCCGUGAUUUAUCUCGUCGUGCUGGGUUUUGUGGCCGUCGUCGUCGCGCGAGCUGUGGGAUUUGUGAUUCUCAUCGGAACAUGGAUAAUGUGGUUUGCACGGCCAUUUGCAUUGACUUUCCGUACAGUUUUGCGCGUUCUAUCUUUAUGA
This is a messenger RNA of Aspergillus nidulans FGSC A4, 2685 nucleotides long. Its product is annotated as putative NTP binding protein. Lineage: Eukaryota; Fungi; Ascomycota; Eurotiomycetes; Eurotiales; Aspergillaceae. The record is from RefSeq and is a predicted model, not a curated record. The coding region runs from base 1 to 2685 and encodes 894 amino acids. The transcript has a single exon.